GUCAAUGACCCCAUUUUGACCCCUACUCAGUCUCCAACUGAAGUUCCAACUUUGACGCCUACUCAGUCUCCAACUGAAGUUCCAACUUUGACGCCUACUCAGUCUCCAACUGAAGUUCCAACUUUGGUUCCGUCCUCAAUGCCAACCUCGAUUCCUUCUGCGGUUCCGUCUUUGUCCUCGAUGCCGACCUCGAUUCCUUCUGCUGUUCCG
Phaeodactylum tricornutum CCAP 1055/1 is the source of this 210-nucleotide messenger RNA. RefSeq lists its product with no specific name. NCBI's taxonomy places the organism in Eukaryota, Bacillariophyta, Bacillariophyceae, Surirellales, Neidiaceae. The transcript has a single exon. The record is from RefSeq and is a predicted model, not a curated record. The annotation marks the transcript as partial.